AUGGCGUUUGACUUAAGUUCUUUGGAGCCCAAGAUUCAUCAAAUCCUCUCCGCACCCGGAACGGAUUUAACAACUAUCAGUGCAAAACGCGUCAGGCGGCAGUUGCUCGAGAUAGAUCCUUAUGUCACCGCUGAGUUUCUGAAAGAGCACAAGGAAGAAAUCGAUUCCAUCAUUGGUGCCGUGUUCGAACAAGUGAGCGGAAACCAAGGUACGGGGGCCGAAGCGGAGACACACAGUGACAGUGCGGAACCUACGCAAGACGAGAAGCCACCGACGUCACGUAAACGCAAGCAACAGAACGACGAGGACGAUGCUCUGGACGAGGAUUCUGAAGACACCAAGGUCAAACGCUCUCCCCCGCAGAAGAAGUCCAAGAAACCUUCGAAAAAUGGCCGAGAGCUCAGUGAUGCUGAGUUAGCUCGCAAACUCUCGAGCGAAAUAAAUGGGCGUGCUACACGGACUGGUGGAAAAGCGCGCAGUAGCUCAAGUGUUGCUAAGAAGGGAUCUCGGGCCAAGAAGAGUGCUGCCACCGUUGAUUCCGACGACGACAGUGAAGACGGUGCCAGGAAGAAGCAACGAAAGAAAGCAGCAGCGAGUGGUACUUCCACCGGUGCCAAAGGAGGCUUUGGGAAAGAGUUCGCUUUAAGUGAACCGUUGGCGGCUUUGGUGCAAGUCGAUAAACUCUCCCGACCCCAGGUGGUCAAACAGCUAUGGGUAUACAUCAAAGGAAAUGAGUUACAGAAUCCGGAUAAUAAGCGUGAAAUUAUAUGCGACGGGAACCUGCGUGCAAUUUUCGGGGUGGACAAAAUCGACAUGUUCAAAAUGAACAAGGUGUUGGGGCAGCACCUGCACGAGAUUGAAUGA
Messenger RNA from Psilocybe cubensis, 864 nucleotides. RefSeq lists its product as uncharacterized. The record is from RefSeq and is a predicted model, not a curated record. NCBI's taxonomy places the organism in Eukaryota, Fungi, Basidiomycota, Agaricomycetes, Agaricales, Agrocybaceae. The coding region runs from base 1 to 864 and encodes 287 amino acids. Gene Ontology annotation, biological process: transcription initiation at RNA polymerase I promoter; nucleolar large rRNA transcription by RNA polymerase I. Gene Ontology annotation, molecular function: RNA polymerase I cis-regulatory region sequence-specific DNA binding. Gene Ontology annotation, cellular component: nucleus; RNA polymerase I upstream activating factor complex. The transcript has 3 exons.